Messenger RNA from Paramecium pentaurelia, 2638 nucleotides. The record is from the annotation of a GenBank genome assembly. Lineage: Eukaryota; Ciliophora; Oligohymenophorea; Peniculida; Parameciidae.
AUGUAACCACCAGUAUUCGAUAAUCAAUUAGAUCCAGAAGAAAUGGAAGCUUGGCUUGCAGAAGUUGAAUUAGUACAUGAGAAAAUAAAGAAAUUGUCAAGUGAAUAGGUAUUGAGAUAAUGGAAUAUUUAAAGGCAAAUGUAAAUGAUGAUGAUGAAGAGAUAAUUAAGAUAAGAUAAAAACGAUUAGAAUAAGAGAAAAAGAAAGAAGAUGCUAAAAAAUAAUUAUAGAUUUAGAAAGAGGAAGAAAUAAGAAAAGGGAGAAAAGGAAAAGGAUAAAAUAAAGAUUAUGCUAGUUUUUGCAAAUAUUGCCAUUUAGAGUAUGUUAAAUAAACAGAUUAAUGCUAUUGGUGUAAAAGAGAGACUUUGACAUAGGAAUGUAAAAUUGAUAGAAUAAUCUAGAACGUUACAAUUAAUUAUUAGAGAAGGUUGAGAAAUAUAAAGAAGACAAGAAUAGAAAGCAAUAGAAGAAAUAGAAAUUUGAGUUAAUGGAGAAAACAGAGAAAAUCUUAUGGAAAAAGAGUACAUUUACACAUAAGAAAUGGGAAUAUUAUACAAGUUCAGAAGAAGAAAUUGAAUCUGAACCAAUAGUUCCUAAAGAUGAUCCAAAUUUCAAAGCCUUAGAAUUAGAUAUGGAAUAGAGAAAGAAAAAGAAAGAGGAGGAUAUGAAAAAGGCAGAAGAAUUAAAAAACAAAGGAAAUGAAUAUUAUAGUAAAGGUGAUUAUGAUCAUGCAGCUUGGAAAUACUCUUAAGCUCUUGAAUUAGUAAAAGAUAAUAAAACUUUGUGGUUGAAUAGAGCAAUUACAUACAUAAAAUCAAAUAAAAAUAAAAAGGCUAUCAAUGAUUGCACAAAAGUCAUAGAAUAUGCUGAAUGUUUUGAGAAUGGUUAUACUUAGAGUAGAGACAGUUGCUGCAAAGCAUUUGCUAGAAGAGCAUUGGCAUAUUAUAAUAGAGAUCGUUUAUUAGAAGCACUUAAUGAUAUUAAUCAAGCCUUAGAACUUAUACCAGAUGAUAAAUGGGUUUAAAAUCUUAAAAAAGAAAUAGAAGCUAAAAUAGAUCAUUAUUAAAGAUUAAAGCAAAAUGAAAAAGAGGAGAAGGAUGAAGAAGAACCAAAAUAAGAUAAUCAAGAUUAAUAAGAAAAUAGUAUAUAGUAAUAAUAAUAAUCUAGAUAAUGUAAAAGAUAAAAAAAAUUUCAUGGAUGAUAAUCUCACUUACAAAUAAUUAAUUGAUAAAUUUGUUGGAGAGGAGGAAAUUGAACUCUUAUAAUUAUUUAAAGUGUUAAAGGUUGAUUCAAACGAAGCCACAGCUUAUUUUUAUGAGAAAAAUGGAUUGAAAUAAUUAUUGAAAAUUAUAUCAAAGAAUGAUGAGAAAUUGCACGAUAUAUAAAAUGUAAAUAUUAAUAUUAAUAGUAGAUUUUGGCAAGUUUACCUGCUUUGAUUUUAUAAGUUUAUUAAGAUAAAAGUUUGUUGUAUUAGGAAUAAUUUUUAAUUUAAUAUAAUGGAAUUGAAGUUAUUUAUGAAAAAAUUAAGUAAUUAUUGAAACGAGUUGAAAAUAAAUCUUAAUCUGCUAUUUAUGAUACAAUAUCAGAUUAUUUAGAUGUUUUAAAUGUGAUGGAUGAAGAUAAACCAAGAUCUAUAAUACAACAGCAUGAAAUUAUCAGAACUAAGUUAUAUCCUGAAUUAUUUUAAAGAAUUAUUUCUUUAUAUAAAACAGAAAAAGAUGUUGUUGCUACUUUUUUAAGUUUCUGCAGUAAUUUAUGCUAUGGGUAGAGUACACCAUUAAAAAAUGUGCUUUUUGCAAAUAUAUAAGAAAUUAUUGUUAAAUUUGUAGAAAUAUUCGAAAAAGCAGAAAUUAAAUAAGCAAAUAUUAGAAUGAUGAAUUAAUUAUGCAAUUUGUUGUCAAAUCUGUUAACUGAAGAGAAAUAUAGGUUUUACUUUUUAUCAAAAGAAUUAAAUCCAAAUUUUUUUAAGGUUUAUCUUAAAUUUAUCAAAGCUAUAUAAUUUAAAGAUAAUGAAUAUAAUUCAUUAAAAUAAAAUGGAAUUGCUGUUUUGGUUAAUUUGACAUUUUAAAUCAAUUAAGUGUAAUCAGAAUAUGUUAGUAAAAUUAAUCUAUUGAUUCCUACUUUAAUUGAAUAUUUAGAGACUUAAUAAGAUGGUUUAGUGUUAGAAAGAGUCUUAACAGUAUUAUCUAAAGUUAAUUACGAAGAAAAUAUAUUUAUUAUAACAAAAUUUAUAAAAUAAUACAGUAAUUAAUCAAUUAGAUGUUUACUUCAAUGGCUAUCAAAUAAAUCUCCUUUAGUGGUUGAUCAAUUAAAAUAAAAGUAAACAUUUUUAUAUGAAUUAUUGGAAUAAUUGAAAUAAUAAUUGCAAAGUGAUAAUGAAAUAAUAUAUUGUAAUUGCUGUAAUGUAAUUGGUUAUAUAAUUGAUUUAUUAUCACCAAUUAAUGGUGAGAAGAAUGCCUGUUCAUUUUUUAAUUAGAUGAUUCCUAGAUUGUUAGGUUUUGUGAAAGAUAGAACUGGCAAUUUUAGAAAAAAUUCUGCAAUUCUUUUGGCAAAAUUAACAAAAGAUUAGAGCAAUUUACAAAAACUAAGAGAUCUACAUGGAAUUGAAAUUUUAUAAUCAGUGAUGGGUAAAUUGUGA